Molecule: messenger RNA, 1695 nt
Organism: Impatiens glandulifera
Lineage: Eukaryota; Viridiplantae; Streptophyta; Magnoliopsida; Ericales; Balsaminaceae
Product: serine/threonine-protein kinase AFC2-like
Exons: 12
Coding region: 103-1404 (433 amino acids)
Biological process (GO): protein phosphorylation
Cellular component (GO): nucleus
Molecular function (GO): protein kinase activity; ATP binding
Source: RefSeq, a predicted model, not a curated record
CUUACAGCUCAUCGAUUCGCUGUUGUUGGUCUCUGCAAUUUCUCUCUCUAGUUCGUUUCUUUCCUCUCAAAACUCUUUCUGCAGAUAUCUGCCCGUUCAAUCAUGGAGAUGGAGCGUGUGAUCGAGUUUCCUCAUGCGCAUAUGGAUCGUCGACCCAGGAAAAGGCAACGUCUUGGCUGGGACGUCGCUCCGUUGGUCCCAAAGGCUCAGCUAGGAAUCUUAUGUGAACAAGAGGUUGUGGAUGUGGCAAGCUUUACCUCCUCAAAGUCAUCCUCAGACCAUACUAGUACUUUCUUUGUUAAGGGAUUGGCUGGAAAUGUUUCCCCUCCAUGGCGAAGUGACGACAAAGAGGGACAUUACAUGUUUGAGCUGGGCGAAAAUUUAACUUCUCGCUAUAAAAUUCAAAGUAAGAUGGGUGAAGGAACAUUUGGCCAGGUUUUAGAAUGUUGGGACAGAGAAAAUAAAGAAAUGGUUGCCAUCAAAAUUGUUCGCGGAAUUAAAAAAUAUCGCGAUGCAGCUAUGAUAGAAGUUGAUAUGCUGCAACAGCUUGGUAAACACGAUAAGGGAGGCAACCGUUGUGUGCAAAUACGGAACUGGUUUGACUAUCGUAACCAUAUAUGUAUUGUCUUUGAGAAGCUUGGACCCAGUUUAUACGAUUUUCUACGCAAAAAUAGUUACCGCUCAUUCCCCAUUGAUCUUGUUCGAGAGAUUGGAAGACAACUGUUGGAAUGUGUAGCAUUUAUGCAUGAUUUACGCCUUAUACAUACUGAUUUGAAGCCUGAGAAUAUUCUUCUAGUUUCUUCGGAGUAUGUUAAAGUUCCUGACUUCAAGACUUCCUCUCGAUUACCUAAAGAUGGUUCUUACUUCAAGAGAGUUCCAAAGUCAAGCGCCAUCAAGGUAAUUGAUUUUGGAAGCACAACUUACGAGCGCCAGAAUCAGAACUACAUAGUAUCCACUCGUCAUUACCGUGCCCCUGAGGUCAUAUUAGGCCUUGGAUGGAGCUUUCCUUGUGAUAUCUGGAGUAUUGGCUGCAUCCUAGUGGAAUUAUGCUCGGGUGAAGCUCUAUUUCAUACCCAUGAAAAUUUGGAGCAUCUUGCUAUGAUGGAGAGGGUCCUUGGGCCAAUUCCCCAGCAUAUGCUGAAGAGAGCAGACCGGAAUGCUGAGAAGUAUGUGAGAAGAGGACGGUUAGACUGGCCAGAGGGUGCAGCUUCAAGGGAGAGUAUUAGGGCUGUACAGAAGCUUCUGCGGCUUCAGAAUCUGGUUAUGCAACAUGUAGAUCAUUCUGCUGGUGAGUUGAUAAAUUUGGUUCAAGGACUUGUAAGAUACGAUCCAUCGGAAAGAAUGACUGCUCGACAAGCUCUGGCUCAUCCGUUCUUCACCAGGGACCAUUUGAGAAGGUUGUGACUGAUGGAACCCAGGCCAUGGAUGGAGAAUUUAUUUAUUUUCUUAAAUUGUUGCUGAUGCUGAUGCGAAACCACAAGGGUCCACAGCUUGUGGGUUCUUGAAGGUUGACAUCCAUUUAUGUGUUGUAAAUGUAUAUAAUAGUUUAAUUCGAUUUUUCCAAAUUGUAGUGAUAUUUCUAUACAAAGAUUCAGAUAUUUUUUCUCUACUGUGAAAACUGUAAAAUUAACCUUUUUUACCAGACCCCUUACAUAGUAAGAUUUGCUCAGGUGAUCAUAGUUUUGAUGAUGCUUU